This is a messenger RNA of Candidozyma haemuli, 816 nucleotides long. RefSeq lists its product as uncharacterized. The record is from RefSeq and is a predicted model, not a curated record. The transcript has a single exon. The coding region runs from base 1 to 816 and encodes 271 amino acids. Lineage: Eukaryota; Fungi; Ascomycota; Pichiomycetes; Serinales; Metschnikowiaceae.
AUGUACCAAAAGGGACAAAGAAGCAAUUUACGCAACCAUAAGGACAGGAAGCGCAGAAACGAUGGAGCAAUCAGUGGAACUGAAACAUAUAAGCCGCUACUUCUCGAAAACCCGACUAUUCCCGAAUCUUCCAAAAGUAUCGUGGAGCCCGGGAAAGUUAAGGCUCACUUAAGAAAGACAAUGUAUGAGGAGGAUAGCAGGCUGCAUUCUAGUUUUAUGAGGGUAUUGCUUGGGAAUUCCGAGUGUCAAAAGCUUAGUCCAGAUAUUCAAAACACACUUAUGCUAGAUUUUGACCUCAGCUCUGUUUCAUUUUCUGAAAGCAGUCCAUAUAGUGUCGACCGCAUUGUGACUUUAUACGGGACCGUGAGCCAAAUUCUGGCUGCAUUAGCAUACUUAAGCUUUGUAAUUUCAAGCGAUUUAAACAAUCUUUUGAAUAAUCAGUCUUACACGCUCAAGUCGCAAAAUUACAAGAUCGACAUUUUGCUAGAAGCAAGGGAGUCACUGCUUGAGGCUUUUGCGGCAAAGAAAACAUAUUGCGAUUUCUCCGAAUACGAUUGUAAUCAUAAUUUGAAUAUUGUGACAUUGAAGGGCGAUUUGCUGUACGUGAUGAACACCGCAAGGGAUUUAUGCACCCAGUUUCCAUUUAAGAAAUACAAGGACGAGAGAAACAUAAAAGUUUUGCCCACGAUUAGACUGCACGACUACGAUCAUUUGUUCGAAACGACUGAGAAUGACGCGCUGCUGCAGACAGCUAAAGAAGGGGUCUUGAAUUUUAUUUAUAAUAUGAAUCAUCUUAGUGGUGUUUCUGAGAGCUAA